This is a messenger RNA of Ceraceosorus guamensis, 1206 nucleotides long. RefSeq lists its product as hypothetical. Gene Ontology annotation, molecular function: GTPase activity. The coding region runs from base 1 to 1206 and encodes 401 amino acids. The transcript is spliced from 4 exons. The record is from RefSeq and is a predicted model, not a curated record. Lineage: Eukaryota; Fungi; Basidiomycota; Exobasidiomycetes; Ceraceosorales; Ceraceosoraceae.
AUGGCUCAAUUUCCGCCAAGUGGACCCUCGGUCCCACCCAUAGAUGGCUCUUCAGUGCCCAGCGGCCCGAGUAGCAGCUCAACGCUACCAGAGCCUCCCAAGGCCACGUCAAUCUUGCUCAUUGGCAUGGCAGGUAGCGGCAAGUCGACCUUUGCGGGGGCUUUAUCGCGGUCUGCAACUACCUCUGAGGCUGUUGCAAGCAAAAGCAAAAGCAAGGAUGAGGAAACGCAGACUUACAUGGUCAAUCUGGAUCCUGCUGUGCUCAAGACAGGCUACGAACCCAAUGUCGACAUUCGGGACACGGUCGACUACAAGAGGGUGAUGGAAGAAUACAAUCUGGGUCCAAACGGAGGCAUUCUCACUUCCCUCAACCUUUUCACGACAAAGUACGACCAAGUACUAUCCAUCUUGGAAAGAAGGGCGCAAGAGGUGGAAUACAUCGUGCAUGACACGCCUGGACAGAUCGAGAUCUUCACUUGGUCAGCCAGCGGAUCCAUCAUCACCAGCGCUCUGGCCAGCUCUAUGCCCACUUGCGUGGCGUACGUCAUAGACACACCGAGGACAACAGCUCCCGCUACGUUUAUGAGCAACAUGCUCUACGCUUGCUCGAUCAUGUACAAAACUCGUUUACCCUUCAUUCUGGUCUUCAACAAGACAGAUGUCCAGCCCAGCGCUUUCGCAACCGAAUGGAUGUCGGACUUUGAAGCAUUUCAAGCAGCUUUGAACGAAGGAAAUGCAACAGAGCCUUCUUCUGUAGCCACUAACAGACCGGGUUCUGGAAGGAGGAGGACAGGAGAAGAUGCUGGGUAUAUCAACAGCUUGAUGAACAGCAUGGCUUUGGUUUUGGACGAAUUCUACAGCAAUUUGAGGACCGUUUCUGUGUCAUCAGUGACAGGUGAAGGUCUGCCUAAUUUUUUCAAGGCAGUCGAUGAGGCAAGGGCGGAAUACUUGGCAGACUACAGGCCCGAACUAGAGCGACUAGCGAAAGCUAAAGCCGAAGCGAGGGACAAGAAGAAGAAGCAGGAGCUGGAGAGGUUGAUGAAAGACAUGAAGAUGGGAGGUGCAGCGCCUAGCAGGGGAGGAGUCGGUAGUACGGCAGGCGAUCAAGAGGAAGAUGAGGGAUCAUAUGGGGACAGGUACGAAGGUGAUGGGCAGAUCAUCGAUCCUGUGAGUAGUAAGACCCUGAAUUCCGAAGGCACAGACUAG